CUAAUUAUUAAGGUUGUGGAUUGACAUGUGUUGCAGGUUAAUUUCCAACUAGACCACAACUAACUGUCUUUCUCUCCCACUUCCCUCUAUCUGUCUCUCUACAAUUUCAUACCCACCCUUCCUAAAUUCUUACUCUCUUAUCAAUCUUAUAUAUCAAUUCCAACUGUCACCACCACGCUUAAACGCACCAUUUCAAUUAGCGUUGUUCAUCUUCUUCAAUGUACGUCUUCAUUAACAGUCAUCUCAGUUUCAUUACUUCCCUCAUAAUUUUCUCCCCAACAUGUUUGGCUUUGUCUUCUUCGGCUGGCGAAAAGCUUCCAAAUGUAAAAAGUUGAUCAAACAGGUUCAAUGCCGUCUCAAGCUUCUGAACAACAAAAAGAGUGUAAUUACAAAGCAAUUGAGAGAAGAUAUUGUGCAACUCUUUCAAAAUGGCUACCAUCAAACUGCCUUCAAUAGGGUUGAGCAGGUUCUGAAAGAUGAAACCAGAAUGGCAGCUUAUGAGAUUUUGGACAAUUUCUGUGAAUUUAUACUCUUAAAUCUCUCCUACAUACGCAAACACAAGGACUGUCCUAAUGAUGUUAAUGAAGCAGUUUCAAGCCUGUUGUUUGCCUCAGCUAGAUGUGGGGAUCUUCCUGAGCUGCACCUUAUAAGGAAACUGUUUGGAGAACGUUAUGGUCGUAAUUUUGAAACUACUGCGGUUGAGCUCAAUCCAGGCAAUCUUGUAAAUCUUCAGAUUAAAGAAAAGCUCUCAAUAACUUCUGUGUCGGAUGACGAUAAACAGAGAAUGAUCAAUGAAAUCCUUAGAGAUCGCCUCCAACCUGAGUUUUUAGCUCUUGAAUACCGUUCAGAUUGGCACCAAAAUCAAGUUCAUGAUGAUGAAAAGGCAGAGCAACACAAAAAGCAAGCUGUAAAUGCUGAUGAGACAAAAAAGGAAGACUUGCAUUAUUCUAAUUCAGUAACAAGCACCUCUUCUGAAUGUUUGCCUCAGUUCCCCGAAGAAAGGAUUGUUUAUCUUGAUGAUGUGGUUGAGCUUUGUUCCUCCACCACAACAGAAGGAGAUCAAAGACUGUUCAAAUUUAAAACAACCCCAACUUUGUCAAAGAGAGAGAUUAGCAAAGAAAAUUAUCACAACCAAAUUGAUGUUAUUCAAAGUGAAUCUUGGAGUGACAAUGAGAAUUCAAGCUCAAAAACCUCUGUUGAAGGAUCAAAAAAGAGGUUUGUGACAGAGGGAAAACCUAAAACAGAGAAUGAUAAUGAUAUUGAAAAAGAUAACCAUGAAAAAUCUCCAUGGAAGCAGGGGAAAAGAGAGAAUUAUUGGGCUUCAGAAGAAACAACAGACAAGGAAAAGGAAUGGGCAAAUUUUUACAAGAAACCGAGGAGGAGGAGGAGGAGGAGAAAGAGUAGGGAGUCACCUCCAAGUUCUGACCUGAAAUUUACAACAUAUGAUGGCUACAAUUCCAGCAUAAACAACAAGAAAGUUGAAGCAAAUUGUCAAAAGAUGGAUGUCAAAAAAGAGGGACUUUAUUUAAGGGCAGUGACAAUGCCAAGAGAACGACCAAAAGAGAGGCAGAAAGAAGUGAGUUUUGCUCGUACAAUUUCAUGCCCUUAUAAGCAACCAAGCCAUGUUCAUCCAAAGUUGCCAGAUUAUGAUGAUAUUGCAGCAAAGUUCAUAGCUUUGAAAAGAGAACGCCUCCAAAAUAACACUCUUAAACCUUAGUUUUGGACCAAUUCUCUUAAAAAACAUAACUUUUAGUUUAAUUAAAGUAGCAAAAGGGUAUUUGUUUCCCUGAAAAUGAUGUAAAAAUAUGAGGAUGGUUGUAGAUUGUACAUUCGUGUAGUUGAAGGAAUUAAAUGAUGAAAGCGUAGGCCAAGACGAAUUGCAAUGGGUGUGGCUUGUAAGGCAAGUAGUGAAUGAAACAUAUUUAUUUGGUAGAACAAUGGGAGGGAAUGUUUGAACUUGAUUCAAUACAAAAUUGUGGAAGUGGGAACAAUUUUGUCAUACUCCAUUAGGAAUAUGGACCAAAAAAAAAAAAGAGUGAUGAUGAUAAAAGUGUACUGGCCAUGUGUUUUUUUUUUUUUUCCAAUUAUUUUUAUUAUUUUACAUCUUUAUU
Benincasa hispida (wax gourd) is the source of this 2111-nucleotide messenger RNA. Its product is annotated as Ist1p. Lineage: Eukaryota; Viridiplantae; Streptophyta; Magnoliopsida; Cucurbitales; Cucurbitaceae. The record is from RefSeq and is a predicted model, not a curated record. Gene Ontology annotation, biological process: protein transport.